AUGGACGUCCCGGACAAUGGCCGUACCGCAACCGAGGCGUCUCUCGAAAUGGAAGAAAGUUGGACUGCCGACACAUUUCAUGGCAACUUGAUAUUCUCAAUACUGGUCGUGGAUAGUCGGGAUCUGCAGGAUAGUGAAAACGGUUUGCCCGUUUCCUUGGAUUCAGUCGAGUUCCGACGGAUAUCUAGAGCAAGGAUAUACCUAGGUAUCUGCAUGGCUAUCUCGUACGAGGACCCUGUCAACUCCAUAACCCAGGUGUAUUAA
Messenger RNA from Blastomyces dermatitidis ER-3, 264 nucleotides. RefSeq lists its product as uncharacterized. The transcript has 2 exons. The record is from RefSeq and is a predicted model, not a curated record. NCBI's taxonomy places the organism in Eukaryota, Fungi, Ascomycota, Eurotiomycetes, Onygenales, Ajellomycetaceae. The coding region runs from base 1 to 264 and encodes 87 amino acids.